Molecule: messenger RNA, 1585 nt
Organism: Mustela lutreola (European mink)
Lineage: Eukaryota; Metazoa; Chordata; Mammalia; Carnivora; Mustelidae
Product: melanoma-associated antigen 10-like
Exons: 1
Coding region: 57-1154 (365 amino acids)
Biological process (GO): negative regulation of transcription by RNA polymerase II
Cellular component (GO): nucleus
Source: RefSeq, a predicted model, not a curated record
UACCCCAUCUCCCACUGUCUGGCUCAUACUUCUUGGUACUGCCAACAGGAGUCAUCAUGCCUCACUCUCCAAAGCGUCUACGCCUUGCAUUUGAGCCAGACUUUCAAACCCAAAUUGAGAUACAAGGUCUAAAAGUGGCAGAUGUUCUCAUAGCUGAGGACAAGGAGGAGACUUCCUCUGUUUCCUCUUGCUCUUUCAACUUCUCCUACCCCUCCACUUCCUCCUCCCCGCCUUCCUCUCCUGUGAUUCCACUCUCCCCAGAGAAGGAGGAGGAAGAGGAGCCUGCUGCAACACUGAGUCCUCCCCAGAGUCCUCAGAGCUCCUUCUGCUCCUUCUCUGCAUCAUGGAACACAUCAGAGGAAGUCUCCAAUAGCCAAGAAGUAGAGGAUACAGGUUCUCUGGAGACCUCAACAGACAAUGAAUCUUUGCCCAGAGACCCACUAGAUAAGGGGGUGGCUGAUUUGGUGCAUUUCAUGAUCCUCAAGUAUCGAUUGAAGGAGCCCAUCACAAAGGCAGAAAUGCUGAAGGUUGUUGUCGAAAAAUAUAAGGAAAAAUUCCCUGUGAUCUUCAAGAAAGCUUCUAAGUGUUUGGAGGUGAUCUCUGGCAUUGAUGUAAAGGAAGUGGACCCCACCACCCACUCCUAUGUCCUUGUCAACUCACUGGACCUCACCCAUGAUGAGAUGCUUAGUGACAACCAGAGCAUGCCUAAAAAUGGUCUCCUGAUAAUCAUCCUGGGUGUGAUCUUCAUAGAGGGCAAUUGUGCCCCUGAGGAAGACAUCUGGGAUUUCCUGAAUAUGAUAGGAAUAUAUGCUGGGAGGGAGCAUUUCAUUUAUGGGGAACCCAGGAAGCUCAUCACCACAGAUUGGGUGCAGGAGAAUUACCUGGAGUAUCGGCAGGUGCUUAACAGCCAUCCUCCACGCUAUGAAUUCCUGUGGGGUCCCAGGGCUCAUGCUGAAACCAGUAAGAUGAAAGUUCUGGAGUUUUUGGCUAAGAUCAAAGGGACCGACCCCAUUUCUUUCUCAUGCUGGUAUGAGGAGGCUUUAAGAGAUGAGGAAGGGAGGGCCCAGGCCAGAACUGAGUCUGUAGAUAAUACUGCUACCACGUUCAUUGCACAGCAUUGGUCAGCAGCUUCUUCUGCCCCAACUGAAGAGUGAGCCCAAAUAUUCACUCUGUAUUUGAAGAGGGAAGUCUUGGCUCUGAAUGGAGGAGGGUUAGGGUCAAGCUAGGGAGAACACAGUAUAGAACUUUGUGUUCCUGUUCUAUAUGGAUGAUUUGGAGGUUUAUUUUUUUCCCCCUCUUGAUAUUCUUCAAAUGCUGUUUUUUAAAUAUAUAGGGUGUAUUAGUUUUAGAAUUGAAGUAUAUAAAUGAAUUUGUCACACAUCUAUUGUUUAUCAGAUUUAAGAAUAUGAAUUUUGAUAUUUUAUAAAACAAACUGGGGGACCUUCCCUCUUAUUUUAUGAUCUGGAACAAGAUAACAUGAUACUGGAAUAGGAAUUUCCUUUGAAAUAUGAAAAAAAUGUAAAGGUGGUUAAUUUUUGCAUUCCCUUAACCACUUCAAUUUAUUGUUCUGUAAAAUUAAAAGAAA